AUGGGAGAUUCCUGGCUGACCAAAGAGCAACUGAAAGUCUUGCGGCGUGCCAAUGAGGAUGAGGGAUUUCGUUUACCGAUUCCGACACAGGUCAUUUCAGACGGCGAAAUCUUCCCGCCCCCACAAUCGAAGCAGCAGGCCAUGGUCGAGGCGCUGCUCAAGGAAAGGGCCGGCGUUCUCGGCAAGCAACAUGGUCUGAACCGGCGUCAGUUUCUCAGAACCGCCUCUGGUAUGGCCGCAGCCUUCCUGGCCAUGAACGACGUGUAUGGCAAGGUUUUUACCGUCGAUCAGGCGGAAGCGGCGGAUUUCGAAGCGGCCGGCGCGCGCCUCGCGGCCUUGCGCGACCAAUUCAUCUUCGACGCCCAUACCCACCACGUCCACGAUGACUACACCUGGGAAGGGCAGCUCUUCCUGCUGCAAUACUCCCGGGGUGAUCAAGAGGCAGGGUUGCCGUCGUGGACGGGCGAGUUGGAGGGACGUGAGCUCGACCUGAAGUACUUCAAGUUCCCGCAUUACUUGUGCCGGAAAAAGCAGCUCCUCACGGAGGACCAGUUGGUGGCCAGCCGGAACUACAUCAACGGCAUGGCGCGCACCAAGCGAGUCUAUGCCCACGGUACGAUCUGGCCCAGCAAUCAACCGUUCCUCGACGAUAUGGACCGGCAGGCCGAGGAGCUCAAGAUCGACUCCUGGAAGGGCUAUACGAUCGGCGAUCCGUUGGGGCUCGUGCCGGAGGCCAAUUUUCCCUGGCGGCUGGAUGACGAGAAGGUCACCUAUCCAGCCUAUGAGAAGGCCAUGAAGUACGGCAUCAAGAACCUCUGCAUCCAUAAAGGAUUGCUGCCGGUUGACUGGAAGUCCUUCGACAACUGGCCUUACGCCGCGGUGGAUGAUGUGGUCAAAGCGGCGAAAGAUUGGCCUGAACUGAACUUCAUCAUCUACCACUCGGGUUUCAGGGCCUUCAUGGACGUACGGCAGUUUGCCGAGGAGUUUGAGCAAAGCGGCAAGAUUCCGUGGGUCGAUGAUCUGGCCGAGAUCCCGAAGAAGCACGGUCUCACUAAUGUUUAUGGUGAGAUCGGAUUGUCCUUUGCAUCGUGCGUUACGACCUACCCCAGGGUCGCAGCCGCCAUGCUGGGCCGGCUUAUCCAAGGCAUGGGCGCCGACCACGUCAUCUGGGGUACGGACUCGAUCUGGUUCGGCUCUCCCCAGUGGCAGAUCGACGCUUUUCGGCGUCUCGAUAUGCCCAUGGACCUGCAGGAGAAAUUCGGCUUUGCUCCCUUGGGUCCUGCGGAUAGCGAGGUCAAAAAGGCCAUCUUGGGCUACAACUCAGCGAGGAUGUACGGACUGGGGCUCACGGCCGAUGGCCGGCCGGUCGAGGCAUUUGAGAAGGAUCGACUGGCACGUCUGAGGAAUGACUAUCUUGCCGCCGGCGGGAUGCGUGACAACAUUUACUGGGGCUGGAUCCAUCAACAGGAUCGGGCGCCUGCCUAG
Molecule: messenger RNA, 1485 nt
Organism: Geodia barretti
Lineage: Eukaryota; Metazoa; Porifera; Demospongiae; Tetractinellida; Geodiidae
Source: the annotation of a GenBank genome assembly